AUGGCCACCAAGAAACGCUACGCCCUCGUGGGCACCGGCGGACGGUCGAGCUUCUUCUACACCGCCAUCGCAACCGACUACCAAGCGACCUCGUGCAUCGUAGCACUCUGCGACACCAACCAAACACGCAUGGACUACGCCAACAGCAAACUCACCGCCCUCGGCCACAGGGUCGUGCCAACCUUUCUCGCCGCCUCCUUCGACCACAUGAUCGGCCAGCACCAAGCCCGACGAGUGACCGAGAAGCCCAUGACCAUCGACGCGCCGCGCUGCCUGGACAUUUUCUCCGCCGUCGACCGCACGCAGCGCAACGUGCGCGUCACCUUUAACUACCGCUACGCGCCGCACAACACCAAGGUGUUUGAGCUGCUGCGGGCGGGGGCGAUCGGCCAGGUGACGUCGGUGCAUUUUGAGUGGAUGCUGAAUACGUCGCAUGGCGCGGAUUACUUUCGGCGAUGGCAUCGGGAUAAGAGGAAUAGUGGCGGGUUGUUGGUGCAUAAGUCGACGCAUCAUUUUGAUUUGGUCAAUUUUUGGUUGCAGACGAGGCCGUUGUCGGUGUAUGCGCAGGGCGAUCUGAAGUUUUAUGGGAAGGAGAACGCGGAGAAGAGGGGGGUGACGGCGUUUUAUAACCGUGCUCGGGGGAGUGAGGUUGCGAAGGGGGAUCCGUUUGCGCUGCAUCUUGAGACGAUACCGACGUUGAAGGCGUUGUAUUUGGAUGCGGAGGAUGAGGACGGGUACUAUCGCGAUCAGAGCGUGUUUGGGGACGGGAUCAGCAUCGAGGAUACCAUGAACUUGCUGGUGAGGUAUCGGAACGGGGCGGUUAUGACGUACUCACUGACGGCGUACGCGCCGUGGGAGGGGUUCAGGGUGACCUUCAACGGGACAGGUGGCAGGUUGGAAAUGGAGGUUGUAGAGAACAGCUAUGUCAACUCGGGCGGUGACCAGUCAUUGGAGGGGUCGAUCGAGAAGAGGUCGAUAUUGUUGCGGCCGCUAUUUGAGCCGCCGAGGGAGAUUGAAAUCGAAACGAGCAAGGGGGCACACGGUGGCGGUGACAGCGUCUUGCUGCAGGAUCUGUUUGGGGAGCCAGUCACCGACGAGUACAUGCGGGCCGCGAGCCACAUUGACGGGGCGGCCUCGAUUUUAACUGGCAUUGCAGCAAACAAGUCGAUCGCGACGGGCCAAGUGGUCUUGGUCGAUGACAUCCUCAAGGUCCCUGAAUAA
Molecule: messenger RNA, 1221 nt
Organism: Chaetomium globosum CBS 148.51
Lineage: Eukaryota; Fungi; Ascomycota; Sordariomycetes; Sordariales; Chaetomiaceae
Exons: 2
Coding region: 1-1221 (406 amino acids)
Source: RefSeq, a predicted model, not a curated record